Pseudogymnoascus verrucosus is the source of this 934-nucleotide messenger RNA. RefSeq names its product COPII coat GTPase (gene SAR1). Lineage: Eukaryota; Fungi; Ascomycota; Leotiomycetes; Thelebolales; Thelebolaceae. Gene Ontology annotation, biological process: endoplasmic reticulum to Golgi vesicle-mediated transport; vesicle organization; membrane organization. Gene Ontology annotation, cellular component: COPII vesicle coat; endoplasmic reticulum exit site. The record is from RefSeq and is a predicted model, not a curated record. The transcript is spliced from 6 exons. Bases 70 to 639 code for a protein of 189 amino acids. Gene Ontology annotation, molecular function: GTPase activity; GTP binding.
CAGCUUUGCCACUAGCAACCACUUCAACACAAAUAUCUCAACCUCAAAUACCCACAACCGGUCUUCAAUAUGUGGAUGAUCAGUUGGUUCUGGGACGUCCUGUCCUCCCUUGGACUCCUCAAUAAGCACGCCAAGCUGCUGUUCCUGGGUCUUGACAAUGCCGGAAAGACGACCUUGUUGCACAUGUUGAAGAACGACCGCGUUGCGAUUCUUCAACCAACCUUACAUCCUACAUCCGAGGAGCUUGCCAUCGGCAAUGUCAAAUUCACAACAUUCGAUUUGGGCGGACAUCAACAAGCUCGCCGCCUAUGGAAGGAUUACUUCCCAGAGGUCUCCGGUAUCGUAUUCCUCGUUGACGCCAAGGACCACGAGCGUCUCUCCGAGUCCAAGGCCGAGCUUGAUGCCCUCCUCUCCAUGGAGGAGCUCCAGAAGGUCCCAUUCGUUAUCCUAGGAAACAAGAUCGACCACCCAGACGCCGUUUCGGAAGAUGAGCUGAGGCAUCAACUUGGCCUCUACCAGACAACUGGCAAGGGCAAGGUGCCACUUGAGGGUAUUAGGCCGAUCGAGGUGUUCAUGUGCUCUGUUGUCAUGAGACAGGGUUACGGAGAUGCGAUCAGAUGGUUGUCGCAGUACGUUUAGACGACACGAGCAUGCCGGCGAAGCGGAGGGGAGUUGGGAGGUUAUGAGAGCAGCAGGGAGGAUCCAGUUCGGUCGAGUAUAUCAUAAGAAGAGGAGUUUUGCAAUGGAUUUUACCGGUCUACUCUUUUUCGGCGAUAAAUCCGAAUGCGUUUUUUAUGUGCCUACGUUUUUAAGAAUCACAAUGAAGCUUCAAUCCUAAUCUAAGCCGCUCACAUGGCGUUGAUCCAACCGUGAAGUGAAGGAGCGAAAGAUCGCUACAUGGACUACAGUAUGAAUUAUUUGCGUAUCAUACCCA